AUGUUCAGUCAGUUCACAGCGGGUUCCAUCCCCAAGGAGCUGGGCGCCCUCACCGACCUCGAGAGGCGUGACCUCGCCUACAACCGGCUUACAGCGUUCUGGCGUGACGAGGGGUGGGCUAGAUGCGUCUGGCGUGUUUCUCCCGCGUUCGGGAAAUGGUUGCAAUGCACAUGGUACGCUUUUACUCGAAAGACUAGUAACUCACUUCCGAAACAACUGGAAGCACUGCUGGCGACGCUAUCACAGCUUGGGCUAUAUGUCCACAAAAACCCGUGGCAAGAACCACCAGAAGCGGUGGUGAGCAUCGCUCCUGUCGGGCGAAAAAUGAUGAAGAUCGUUCUUGUCGGACAAGAGGGUGCCGGGAAAACUAGCUUGCGCCAGAUCUUGAGGACUGGGCGACCUACCCCUACCCGUGGACCCGAGGAAAGCACGGUACACAUGGACGCCGAGCAGAUAGACGUCAAUGGCGCUACCUUCCGAGUGUACGAUUGCGCAGGACAGGUCGCCUACACAGGGCUGCUGCAGAUGUUCCUCUCGCCUCGAGCCGCGAGUCUCCUCGUAUGCGACACCGGUGCGUUCGGGCAGCGCGACAGUAGUUUGACCGACGGAGACCGGCUGAAGAAGGACCUGAGCAAGCUCCAAGCACUACGCGUGUGCGAUUGGCUGCGCUCGUUAUCGCUCCGCAUUCCUGAUAGCGACGUCGUCAUGGUCACAACCAAAUGCGAUCUCGCAGCCGGAAUGGCCGCUGAUACGGCGGGGAGGAUUGAAGGCGCUAUUGGGAAGUGGCUAGAGAGUUGGUCUGGUGCUGGAAUGACCGCUGUCCGUGUUGAGAAUUGGGUGAGCCUGACGAGCUGCUUGGCGCCAACCCCUAACGAGGAUGGAGGCGCUACGUUGGGGAAGAGGAAGAGUCCGGGUGAGCAAUCGACGUGGGCCUGCGACUGGCGCGAGGGAACGUGCGUCGAGUCUCAUCCGAGUUUGCUUCACCGGGUCAUGUACAACAGCCAGAGUGACCUUCGAGGUGCAUCCCUCGUGCUCCCUCGCAGCUGGAAUAUCGCUCUUGAGGUGUUGGAUGCUCUCGGGAGCGGCAGGGACCCCGUAGAUCCGGCUCACCAGACGGUUCUCGCGUCGGCUCUUCAGGGAGAUGGAGGAUCAAUCGUCAACCCUGACCACGCUGUUGAAGGCGCACUCCUUAUCAGGGAGCACGAGGGUUCCCUGGUCCGCCACGAGACUUACGUUUUUCUUGACGUAACGUGGCUAACCCAAAGUCUGAAGCCACUCCUGAACCACAGGGAUGACGAGGAUCCAUUUUGUGGCGAUGUGUCCCUGGGCGACACAGGAAUCACGCUGAAGGAGGACAAGCACAUCGCGUCUUGGAAUAGGCUGAAAGGAAAUGGUGUCCUCGAACCGUCGCUUGCCAGAGUGCUGUGGCCUGAUGGUCUUAGCAACUACGUCCUCCCCGCGCUUGAUUCGCUGGGACUCACGUACCCGCUAGACGAUGAUCCCGCCGAGGGGCUGGUCGUUCUACUCAGACUCCAUGAAAAACGUCCUGAAGAUGUAGGCGCGCUCCGAACAUUUUGGUGCUUUGGCGUGCUGGUGCAAGGCAGUCUAGGUGGCGUGGCCGCAAAGACGUUUGCGUUGCUGAUAGAAUACUCGCACGAGACGUGUGAGGUCGACAUGAAGGUGUACGGCAGCAUCAGUACCGCCGCUCCCUGGGCAGCGCUAUCGUUUGGCACCUCGGUGUUUCAGGCGAUGUGCUCGGAAUUUCCGGGGCUGCGAUGGCGCGCCUCCCUCAAAUGCCCUCAGCAUGAGCAAGAGAUGCAGAUUAGCAAGGCGGCGACUCGACCCGGCGACAACAUCUUGUUAGACAAGCUGUUCCAGGAGAUGGCCGGGAGAUUAGUCCAAGCGCAGGACCGGUAUCCUGUCCUUCGUCCAGAGGCAGCGCGAGGCCUCCAUCCUGAACAAUCCCAGCGACGAUUCGACGCAUGGUGGGACGGCGUGAAAGAAGAAAUGGGCGACAUGCUUCGCGGCGCCAGAGGGCCGAUCGGCGGGGAGGCUGUUGGGAGCACCGCUAGCGUUGCUUCAGCCGAGGUUGCGAGGCUUGAACGGUUAGUUAACGACCUCCAGCAGCAAGUGGGACAACAACACCAGGAUGUACGAGAGCGGAUUGGAGCCGUGGACACGCGCUUGGUGGACAUGAUCGAUGCAGACGAUGGGGUGAUGGGUAGGCUCGACUUCCUCGUUGUGAUGAUGAUGGCGAUGAGACGCGAAGGGUUCGAUACACCUCGCAGGGCAUGCGUCCUUCCCCCGUGGGACUUGGCGCAAGGUCGCGGCCUGUCCGACGAGGAGCAAGCACCGGAGUGUUGGGUCAAACGACUGGACCAGUGGCGAGAAGACGACUUCAAGCAGGGAAAGGGGAUCUUCAAAAAGAAAUUGCGGCUGUUUCUGGUGUGUGCCGCAACACAUCGGCUUGUGCCGUGUGGGCCCGAUGGCCAGGGGUACGAUAUCCAGCACCCCCGUACUUGGUUCCGCAUGUCGGUGAGCGUGGCGACGUUUGUGCUGCAGGUGGUAUGCGCUACGUUGGCCGCAAUAGCUGCGGCACCUCUGUCGGGGGCCGGUGCUCUUGCCGAAGAAACGUUUUCGGCGGCAUUGGGGAGCAUGGAGAGCAUGCUGGAGGCUCAGCUGGCAGGGCAAACUCUCGACGAUGGUGGCGUAGAUGUAGCCGCGGGUCCCCAGACAGCUCAGCUGGAGGGAGGGGUGUAUUCCUCUCUGCGGGAGUUCAUCCACGGGGUCGAAGACACUGCUCGCCUUGAGAUUGCCAAGGCGACGAAGAAGGCCCACAGAGAGCGCCGCGCCCCUCCUAGCUCAUCUGAGUUCGUGUUUUUCGAGCAGAAAAUGGUCCAGGUGCAGAGGCGUGACGGCGACGCGGCAGUACAGUGGGUGUUGAAGGGGCAUGAGUCUUCAUGGUUCGAUCAGACUAGAUCAGCCCCAGUGUUGUAG
Molecule: messenger RNA, 2997 nt
Organism: Ectocarpus siliculosus
Lineage: Eukaryota; Phaeophyceae; Ectocarpales; Ectocarpaceae
Source: the annotation of a GenBank genome assembly